This is a messenger RNA of Microdochium trichocladiopsis, 369 nucleotides long. RefSeq lists its product as uncharacterized. Bases 1 to 369 code for a protein of 122 amino acids. NCBI's taxonomy places the organism in Eukaryota, Fungi, Ascomycota, Sordariomycetes, Xylariales, Microdochiaceae. The transcript has 2 exons. The record is from RefSeq and is a predicted model, not a curated record.
AUGCACGAUGUCAACAGACUCAGGGGUCUCACUGUUCCAUCGCCCAUGACAGACGAGGAGGCCGCCCACGGGGCACAGAUGGACGCCGACAUGAGCAACGAUGACGAUCGCAGUCGGGACGAAGUACGAGCUACCAACGAUCCUGCAACUCCCUAUGAGCGUGACAGAUCUGACGACGACACGCCCGCGUACGAUCCCGUCGAGGCAACUAGUGCGCCCGAGUACACCACGCAGCCAUCCUUUGAAGAGUGGAUGAAGCUGCCGUUCAGUAUGGACGGCAGAGCUAGGUCUCCCGGUUUUGAGCCAUGGGCCUUGACCACCUACGUAGAGACGACAACCCAAUUCAAGACUUUCCUUGCUGGCAUAUGA